Messenger RNA from Erythranthe guttata (spotted monkey flower), 2006 nucleotides. Lineage: Eukaryota; Viridiplantae; Streptophyta; Magnoliopsida; Lamiales; Phrymaceae. The record is from RefSeq and is a predicted model, not a curated record.
AAGGCUAAAGAAAAAUGGCGGGAAACCGAUGGUACUAGUUUCAUUUCAGUGGGAGAAGAAAAACCCAGGAACGAGCGAGAACUCUGCCUGCGCGCGUAAAAUCCAUGGAAAAAUAUUUAGCACCUGUAAAUCCACUCACCGAGAAACUCAAAUCCGUAAAAAGGCGUCCAUGGAAGAGAAGUCUCGUCGAAUUAAACGGAAAAUUCGAGCCGACUUAUCGGCACUAUUUGUCCAGUCUCAUAGUUCAAUCAUAUUCCGAGGUUGGAGUGUUUCCUCAUAGAUAUCAUGUCAAUGGACAACCAUGCCAGACCCACGUUGAUUGGUUUAUCCACCACGGAUUGAACGAUAGCCCGAGUACAGCUAGAGGCCAGGGUGUCUCAUCACUUGAAUUUGACUCCAAGGGUGUGUACUUGGCAUCAGUAACAAAAUCAGGGUGCUUAACUGUGCAUGACUUUGAUAAUAUUCAAUGCCCAGAUUUUAAAGAAGAUGAAACAAAGCAGUUACUGCACAUAUCUACGGGCCAACAACUCGACGUCAUUCGGUGGAACCUCGCCAAUCAAGAUGAGAUUGCAUGUACUGCAAUGAAAAGCAGUCAAGUUCAUAUUUUUGACAUUGGCUAUAUCUCAUCUGAACCGGUUGAAGUGCUCAGGAAGAGACCCAACAUCACUGUUCAUGGGAUCAAUGUUCACAGAGGCUUUUCUGACAUUGCCUUUUCUUCUGAUGACAAUUCAAGGUUACUCGCUUCUGAUACUAAUGGUGUAAUUAAUGUGUGGGAUAGAAGAGUUGGUGAUCUCCCGUGUUUGGAACUCACAACAAAUUCUCCUUGCUCACUUAAUAGCAUCAAAUUAAGUAGGGAUAAUGAGAUUGUUUACGGAGCUAGCAAGCAGGGAAAUAUAUUUAUGUGGGACAUACGUGGAGGAAGAUCAUAUACUGCUUUCAGAAACCAUAAAGAGGAAUCCUUUUCUCCCUUGGCAUCGGUGAAGUUGGCACAUGAGUUUGAGAAAAUAUCUUCCUUAAAGGCACAAUCAAAUAUAGUGUCAAAGGAAAUACACUCAAUUGACAUUGAUCCAACAUGCCCUUACCAACUGGCGUUUCAUCUUGAUGACGGAUGGUCAGGUGUUCUGGACACCAACAAAUUUCAAGUGACACACAUUCAUUGUCCUCCACCCCCGUGGUUGGAUGAGCCCAAUGAUUUGGCGAAUCUCUCAUACGCGAAAAAGCCAUGUUGGCUACCUAUGAACUCGAUUUACGUUGUUGGAUCGUCUUCCAGCAAUGGCAUUUAUCUUUUGGAUUUCUACCCAGACUCUACCUCCCAUUGUCACGUCGAUUACAACGAGGAUAUACAGAGCACUGACAAAGCAAUCAGCCCGCACAGGCAACAAAACAGAUUUUUGUCGUUGUCUGAAAGUGUUACUGCAUGUGUAGCUCACCCUCUCAACGGUACCAUUGUGGCUGGAACUAAGGUAUGUAUGUAUGUAUGUAUGUAUAUAUAUGCUCACUUUGAUUUGUUUGAAAUUACUGCUUUUCGGCUAUCUUAUAUUCAAAUGUGCACAUUAGUUUAAAACGGGUAUCGUCUAACUAAUAAAUUUCUCAUGGAAAGCCUAUUCUUCAGUACUUGGAACCUUGGUUAUUAAAAUUCAUUUACAAGAUAUAGAUUACAUGUUAAAUGUUGUUUAUUAGCAAUCCUUAAGUGAUUGAAUCAUACAUGUUGCUAUUAUAUUAUGAAUUAUCGUGUUCGAAAAUCCUGCCAUUUUAUUGUUCGUAAGUCCUGUAAAGAUUAAUCAAUUGUAAAAUUAUAUCAUGUAAAAUUAACAAAAAAAUAUCGGGAAUUAUGUUUUGCAUCACACCCCGUUAUGCUGCUCGAUCCCAUUUCCAUACCCGGAUAUGUAAUUCUUUGAAGUUUGACUGUUCCAGCUGUCAUCACUGCUUGUCGUUUCCCAGUCGAAAAUGCUGUGCUGAUCUGCAGAUGUUCAUCCAUUUUAUACGAUAACUACAGAUCCAUGGCA